UUUAUUACUUCUUCGAUCUGCCUCUGCCCUGAUACCAACCUACAUCUACAUUACAAAUAUAAACAAACGUAAAAUGUGUACAUUCCUUCCUUAAAAGUUCUUUUUGUCAUGUCUUUAUGAGUCAUUCCUCACUUUUUCUACUAAUUUUUACCCUUUUACAUCUUAAACAAGUAUGUAUAUAUGGUUUGAUUUCAAGAAAGUUAUAAAUUUGUGCUACUUUGGUCUUCACAGUUCAACAAGCAAUGCAACAUUAGGUGGCUGUUCGAUGAAGUUUCACUAGGAUAUAUCGUUCGUUAACAACAUUUUAUUGUUAAUUCGGUCUUUUGAUGGGCUGCUUUCACUCAAAAAUCUGCCGAUUCAGUACCCCUGGUUAUGAGGAACCAACACUGCUUGCUGCUGAGACAGCUUUUACGGUGAGUGAAGUUGAAGCAUUAUAUGAGCUGUUCAAGAAAAUAAGCAGCUCUAUAAUUGAUGAUGGACUAAUUCACAAGGAAGAAUUUCAGCUGGCAAUUUUCAAGAACCAAAACAGGAAAGAUCUUUUCUCAGACAGGAUUUUUGAUCUAUUUGAUUUCAAGUGCAACGGAGUGAUUGAAUUUGGAGAAUUUGUCAGAUCAUUGAGCGUGUUCCACCCAAAUGCACCAGUAGCCGAUAAAAUUGCAUUUGCAUUCCGAAUAUAUGAUCUAAGGCAGACUGGGUAUAUUGAAAGAGAAGAGCUCCAAGAGAUGGUUUUGGCGCUGCUGAAUGAGUCAGACUUGAUUCUUUCGGAUGAUAUAGUUGAAAUGAUUGUAGAUAAGACAUUUGAUGAAGCAGAUAAAAAGAGUGACGGAAAGAUAGAUCAAGAAGAGUGGAAGGAGUUUGUUUCAAAGAAUCCCUCUCUUCUAAAGAAUAUGACCCUUCCAUAUCUCAAGGAUAUAACUUUAGCAUUUCCUAGCUUUGUGAUGAACUCUGAGGUGGAAGAUUCGGAAGUCUAGACUCAUGCUUUUAGCAUAUAACACGCGUAGUUGAAGGUCCAUAUAUCGUAUCAAGUAAUCUCUUCCAAACUAGUGAUGCAACAGAAAUGCAAAAGAGUCGAGAUGAAUCAGAUUUUGCAUUGAAAUUUUGGAAGUUGGCUUCACAAGAUUGAACUUAAGAGGCAUGCAGAAAAUCAGUUCUUUUGCCAGCUCCAAUUGGCAUUAGCAAGAUGUACUACUUUUAAUGUAUCUAACUAGUCUGUUGGUGUUAGAAAGCAAGGUAAUAUUGUUCAUAUUUCAAAUUAAAGUCGAAGUUUUGUUCAAAUGUAAUAAACAAACAUGAAUUUCAAUUUUGAAAUCCAAAUUGCAUGGUCAAA
Solanum tuberosum (potato) is the source of this 1327-nucleotide messenger RNA. Its product is annotated as calcineurin B-like protein 7. Gene Ontology annotation, molecular function: kinase binding; calcium ion binding. Gene Ontology annotation, biological process: calcium-mediated signaling. The record is from RefSeq and is a predicted model, not a curated record. The transcript has 9 exons. The coding region runs from base 327 to 971 and encodes 214 amino acids. Lineage: Eukaryota; Viridiplantae; Streptophyta; Magnoliopsida; Solanales; Solanaceae.